AUGGCGGCGAAGACGCAUUAUUCCUGUGGUGCUGCUCUCGUCUUCCUCCUGGCCGGCGUGCUGGCGGCGCCGGCGGCCUCGAUAACCCGGAGUGACUUCCCAGAGGGGUUUGUGUUCGGCGCGGGCUCCUCCGCCUACCAGGUUGAAGGUGCAGUUGCUGAGGAUGGAAGAAAUGCUAGCAUCUGGGACACAUUCACACAUGAAGGCCAUUCUUCUGACGAUGCUACAGGCGACGUAACAGCAGAUCAGUAUCACAAGUACAAGGAAGAUGUAAAGCUUUUGCAUGAAUUAGGUGUCGAUGCAUAUAGAAUGUCGAUUGCCUGGCCUCGACUUAUUCCCGAUGGUCGGGGAGCUGUGAAUCCAAAGGGAUUGGAGUACUACAACAAUCUGAUAGAUGAACUUCUGAGCUAUGGAAUACAACCUCAUGUAACGAUAUAUCAUUUCGAUUUUCCUCAGGCACUUCAAGAUGAAUACAAUGGGCUGAUUAGUCAUAAAUUCAUAUCGGACUUCACUGGGUACGCAGAUGCGUGCUUUAAGAACUUUGGCAACAGGGUGAAGUACUGGAGCACUGUCAAUGAGCCUAACAUUGAAACGGUUGGUGGAUAUGACGAAGGAAUUCUGCCACCACAGCGGUGCUCAUCGCCAUUCGGCUUCCCUUGCAACGGCGGCAACUCCACCACAGAGCCAUACAUAGCAGCACACCACCUUCUUCUUGCACAUGCUUCGGCUGUGUCCUUGUAUAGAGAGAAGUACCAGGCUGAGCAAGGAGGACAAAUUGGACUGAGUUUGCUUGCUUGGUGGUUUGAGCCCGCAACACAGACUCCGGAAGAUGCAGCAGCAGCUGAGAGGAUGAAGGAAUUCCACAUUGGAUGGUUCAUGCAUCCUAUAGUCUAUGGUGACUACCCUCCAGUGAUGCAGAAGAAUGUGGGGUCAAGGCUACCAUCUUUCACUGAUGAAGAAAGGAAAAAAGUAAAGAGGUCAUUCGAUUUCGUUGGAUUUAACCACUACAUUGUUGUCCAUGUGAGAGCCGAUCUUAAUCGGCUGAAACAGAAACUGAGAGACUACAUGGGUGAUGCAGCUGUGAAAUUUGAUAUACGACUCUUGAUGUCAGGCAACCAGUUCCCGAUCAGGUUGACAAUUGAUUUUAAGACAUCCAAACCAUGGGCUCUGAAGAAAUUGCUGAAGCAUGUUCGAGUGAAAUACAAGAACCCAGCAGUCAUGAUUCAUGAAAAUGGAGCUGCCGACCGAACUGAUCCGUCAGGUGGAAACAGCUACGACGACGAGUUCAGGUCGCAGUUCUUGCAGGAUUACAUCGAGGCCACGCUUCAAUCCAUCAGGGGUGGAUCAAACGUGCGUGGGUACUUCGUCUGGUCAUUCCUAGACAUGUUCGAGUACCUGUUCGGUUACCGUCUCCGGUUCGGCCUCUACGGCGUCGACUUCAGCUCGCCAGCGAGGACGAGGUACCAGAGGCACUCAUCGCGGUGGUACUCCAGCUUCCUCCACGGUGGAGAGCUCAGGCCGGUGGCUCUGCUGGACAGGGCGUACUACCGGUGA
Miscanthus lutarioriparius is the source of this 1554-nucleotide messenger RNA. The record is from the annotation of a GenBank genome assembly. Lineage: Eukaryota; Viridiplantae; Streptophyta; Magnoliopsida; Poales; Poaceae.